AUGGCGCAAGAGGCCGUCUUCCUCGCCGUCUUACUCGUCACCGGAGCGUACCUCGCCUGGUCCCUCGCCGAGUCCUUGUCGGUCCGCACCGCCGGCCGCGCCCUUACACCCUACGCCGCGUCCUGCUCCUCGCCUCUGUGGCUCGCCGUCCUUCUCGUUCCGGUCCUGCUCGUGUCGCGGGAGCGGUAUAGUCUGCUACGUAAGACGCGCAUCCACAAGACCCAGCCGGCGCCCGUCUUCCCGCACCGCGACGCGGUUCUGGGCACUGACUGGGUGCGGCUGGUGAAGACGUCGCUGCAAACCAACUCGCUGCUCGAGACAUGGCACGGGCUCUUUAUGAACUCGGUCGGCAGCACCUUUUGGGUCAACGCACUCGGCAGCUGGGUGCUUAUGACGUGCGACCCAGAGAACGUCAAGGCGGUCCUGGCCGACCAGUUCGAGGCCUGGCCUAUCGCCGGGAUGCGGCAACGGGCCCUGUCGCUCGUCCUCGGCCCGCACGCCAUCUUCUCCACCAACGCCGACCAGUGGGCCCGCGCCCGGGCACUGAUCCGGCCGAGCUUCGUGCGCAACCAGAUCGCCGACCUUGAGUGCAUGGACCGGCAUGUUGAGAACUUGCUGGCGAAGCUAUUGCCACCGCGUGGCCGAGGAGAAAAGGUGGACCUCCAGGUGCUCUUCUAUAUGUUUACUAUGGAUAUGUCGACCGACUUCAUGUUUGGCCACUCGAUACACAUGCUCGUUAGCCCGAGCAAAGAAGCCGUCGAGUUUACCAAGGCUUUUGACUACGCCCUCCUCUCCGCCACUAGCCGCGCCCGCAUGGGAUGGCUGCUGACGCUGCUGCCGGAUAAGAGGCUCGACGAGUCCGUGGCCCGGUGCCGGACCUUUAUUAGCCGUCAUGUGGCGGCAGCGCUGGCGCAGGAUAAGGUCAAGGAACGGCCGUAUGUCUUUAUGAACGAGCUGCUCGACUCGGGCGCCACGCACGAGCAGAUAACAGACCAGCUGCUGGCCAUGAUCCUGGGCGGCCGCGAUACGAGCGCCAGCACUCUGAGCAGCCUGUUCUGGAAGCUCGCGCGGCGGCCCGAGGUAGUGCGCAGCCUCCGAAGCGAGCUGGCCGGGCUAGAUGGGAGACGGCCGACGUGGGAAGACCUCAAGGGGCUCAAGUAUCUCAACAACGUGCUCAAGGAAGCCCUGAGGCUCUGGCCCCCUGUUCCCUCCAAUAUGCGGACCGCUAGCAGGGACAUGAUCCUCCCUCGGGGCGGCGGCCCUGACGGCAAGUCCCCUCUUUUCGUCCCCAAGGGCACGGAAUGCCGCUAUAGCACCUAUAGCCUGCAGCGCCGCAAGGACAUUUACGGCGAGGAUGCAGAAGAGUUUCGCCCCGAGCGGUGGGAGACGCUCCGAACGUCCUGGGAGUACGUGCCAUUCAGCGGAGGCCCGCGAAUCUGCAUCGGCCAGCAGUUCGCGCUAACCAUGAUGUCCUACCUCACGGCGCGCUUCUUCCAGGUAUUUGAUAAGAUGGAAGGUGGGGACGAACUUCCGAUGGCGCAAAUGGCGAGCUCGACCAUCAGUCUGGUCAAUGGAUGUUGGGUGAGCCUGACGCCGGCCUCAGGCUACCGCUGUGACGCGGCCGUGAAGCAGAUCUGA
Hirsutella rhossiliensis is the source of this 1638-nucleotide messenger RNA. Its product is annotated as cytochrome p450 domain-containing protein. The transcript has 4 exons. Bases 1 to 1638 code for a protein of 545 amino acids. NCBI's taxonomy places the organism in Eukaryota, Fungi, Ascomycota, Sordariomycetes, Hypocreales, Ophiocordycipitaceae. Gene Ontology annotation, molecular function: oxidoreductase activity, acting on paired donors, with incorporation or reduction of molecular oxygen, reduced flavin or flavoprotein as one donor, and incorporation of one atom of oxygen; heme binding; iron ion binding. The record is from RefSeq and is a predicted model, not a curated record.